Penaeus indicus is the source of this 1942-nucleotide messenger RNA. RefSeq names its product potassium channel subfamily K member 10-like. Gene Ontology annotation, cellular component: plasma membrane. Gene Ontology annotation, molecular function: outward rectifier potassium channel activity; potassium ion leak channel activity. Bases 96 to 1118 code for a protein of 340 amino acids. NCBI's taxonomy places the organism in Eukaryota, Metazoa, Arthropoda, Malacostraca, Decapoda, Penaeidae. The transcript is spliced from 7 exons. Gene Ontology annotation, biological process: potassium ion transmembrane transport; stabilization of membrane potential. The record is from RefSeq and is a predicted model, not a curated record.
ACCGCUCGUGUUUCUCGCGCGGAAUAUACACAGAAACGCACACGAGGACAGUGUUUUUCUCGUAUUCCCGCACACUUCGACCGUGUAAUUACGUGAUGGAACACCGCCAGUCACUCAUCUUGUGUCUCGUUUUCUCUCUAUUCCUCAUAUUCGGGGCUCUCACGUUCAGGUACCUCGAAAGCGAAGAAAAUGUAGAGGAGCCUUGGGAAUGGCAGAGACUGAAGGAAUUCGCGUUAUUGUCCUCGGACGAGAUGCAGUCGUUGCGGAGGUGGCUUUCCGGUAAUUGCUCACAUCUUGCUAAUUCUACGAUUGAAGCCCUUUUUUCGGAAGGAUCACGUCCAGACAUCGUGCAAGAUGUGGAGUACACGUGUCCCCACUUGCACCAGGUGGAAGUGCGAUACAUGAUGACCUUUACCGAGUCUCUCUUCUUCUGCGUGACCGUACUUAGUACCAUUGGUUAUGGAUUUCAGUAUCCAAUAACAGUUGCGGGUCGAGCCGUGUGUAUAAUCUAUGCUCUCACGGGCAUUCCACUAACAGGUUUGAUGCUGGUAUGGACCUCUGACUUCUUCAGCGAACAGCUUAUCAAGUUGUUCAAAGCAACGCUGGACGUUAAGAAACAGCAAUCCAACAUGUUCAUCGCUCUCUUCACUCUGAUUUGCAUCGCCGUGGGGUUUGUGGUGUUUAUCUUCAUUCCUGCUGGAAUUUUCAUGGUCAUUGACUAUUGGUUGUACUUCGAUGCAGUCUACUUUGCCGUCAUCACUCUCACUACUGUCGGCUUUGGAGACAUGUUAGCUGGAACGGAGGCGUGGGGCUGGAGAAGGAGCGUAUACGAGGUCUGCAUCAUUAUGUGGAUCAUGACAGGGCUGGGCUACUGGGUCACUGUCGUCACCUUCAUCACAAAGGCGCUCAAGUCCAAACGCCAAAGCUCCUUCCUGCGCAGCGCCGAAGAGAUGAAGUUGUUGAUGCAGCAGAUGGGGAUCAAGGACACUGACCCGAGGUUCCUCAGUUUCGUGCAGCAGCUGAGCAACUUUAUCGGCAUCGAGAUGGACGACCUCCCUAACGACGCGACAGCCUUCCCCAGCACCUCCUCCCCUGCUGCAGCGCCGGCGAUGAGCUGAGAAGCUCCCUUUUACGAGGUUAUUUGGUCCAUAAGUUGGAGACUACUAAGGCAGUGGGCGUUAGCUGUUAGGGGGUUAUUUGUAGUUGCUAGUUUGUGCAUCUAUUGCUAGGUUAUGUGUAUAUUCGUUAUUUAAGUAUCUGUUUCACCGCUCGUUCCACUCAUUAUGUGAUUUUAAAUACAUGUGAGUACCAAGGUUGCAUGUGGCGUGUGCUAAUCGGUUUACAAGAUGUCCUAAGUUCUAAUUUUGACAGCUAUUUAUCUGUCACUUGGAGUAAUAAAGUGGAUAAUUUUGGGACAGAAUAUGAAAAUAUUGAAAAUACCUGCAAGGAAUAAUCUUUUGAUAAUUCUACCAAUGAAAGUAUUUUAUUGUACAGAGCUUAGUGUAUCAUAUAAACAUAUGUGUUUCCCUACAGUUUGUACAAAUGUUAAUUCAAUUGGUUUAUUGUCUGAAAGAGGCAUAAUUGUGCACGAGAACUGGCACACAUCACAUUGUUUCCUCCUGCAAGACUGCGUGAUUAUCCUCAUACGUAUGAAUCAAAUGUUUUUGGUGGAAACUUUCUAGACGUUUCAAAACUUCUCUAUGUAAUCCGUGCUUUCAAAGUUUUCCUUUUUAUUUUAUAUACUAUGAUUUUUUCUUUUUUCAGUAACUUGGCUAAUAAUAACUUUGGAUGUAAAUGCUCCAUUAAAAUCUGACACAUUGAGGUGGCAGGUAGCACGACGAAAAAAAUACAAUCUUGGGAUGGCACGCAGGUUAAUAGCCAAAUUUCUCAACAGUGAAUCUGACAAUAUAUACAUUAAGUAUGUCACUAAUAAAGAUGCAUC